AUGCAGUUUUAUGGCCUAUACGCGAUUAUUCAUAUCCUCUUUUCAUACACAAGAAAUGUAGAGAUUGUGACAGCAUAUGAAUCACAAACUGACGAUACACACCACCUAAAUGUCACCGGUACUGGCGAGGCUCCGGGCCAUGGAAGGAUUCUGAGCAAAGACGCAUUUAGUAUUCGUGAUUUGGACUAUUCAAUUACGAAUCUAUCAAAUUUACCUGAAAUACCUCCUGGUGAAGAUGCUUCCGCUUUAAAAUCGUCCAAAAAUACGGUGUCCAAUGGCAUACCCAGCGACUUUUGCUUUGCCGAAAACGCUGGCGAAGGGAAGGCUAUAGAGUUGAUUUACCCAACUAAAAACCAUACAGAAUUCCAAAUAAACGAGGAAGCGCUAGAGUUUUUGAAGAAAAUACCAAAACCCAUCGCGGUGCUGGGUGUAGUUGGUUCAGUUCAUGUCGGCAAAAGUUCCUUUUUAAACGCUUUUAAUGAGCAUAUACUCUGUGGAGAUGUUUCUACGUUAUCUGGAUUUCCGGUAGCCAGCUCUGUUGACCCGGAAACUGAGGGAAUAUGGAUGUGGACAGUACCACUAAAAAUAAACUACAACAAGUUGAAGAACGCUAUGGAUCGUUUGUCAACCCAUGACGAAUCGUUUGGUGAGAAUUUUCAUCUAAUAAGCCGUUACGUGUCUGUUUUUAACCAGGAAUUUACGCACAAACUUUCUGAGGAGUCGGUUGUGAAUGCAAACAAUGCCAAUGUCAGGACCGUAAAUUUGAUAAUGCUUGAUAUUGGAGGUUUCAAUAGCUCACAAAGCACGAGAAAGUAUGAUGAAGCACUCUUUUCCAUCGCUGCGACACUUUCUAGCGAACUGGUUUAUGUUACAAACAGAAUGAUAAACAGCCAGCACCUUCUGGACAUUGAAGCGUUGACAAAGUCUUCUAAUUUACUAAAUCUAAAGAUUUACUCUCAGUAUCUUAAACAUCAGAUUGACGAUAGGCCAAUAGAACAUUCGGAUGGAACUAAAGACUCUCUUACCAAAAAGGGAAAUGUGGAAUCAAUUCUAGAAAUGAUGAAGAAUAAGACAUUGACUAUCAUGGCACAGGAUUUUGUUCAGAGCAUUGAUGACGUAAACAGUGUAAAGUGGCUUCAUACUCUAUUGAGUUCAUUUAGACAUGAUUUGACUCCCCGUGAACUGUCAGAAUAUAUAAAUGAGCGUGAAGUAAGAUUGAAGGAGUUGAGGAACACCUUUAGCGUUGAAGCUGAAAAAAAUGACCCGUCUGUGGACUAUGUGAAAAGAUUGUCAUCCUCAUUCAAGUAUGGUAUACAAUAUCUAUUUCAUUCAGUUGAUUGCAUCCUGCUUCCACCACCUGCUAAUUCUGGUGGCUUUCAUUCUCUAGGUCAACUGAACAAGGAUGAUAUUAGCUUCAAGUAUCUGGAAAACUUGGCAAAGUACAAAUUUAAGGUGUUUUCCAGGGCUCUUAAUUCGCCAAGAAAAAAAUUGCAAAUUGUAAAUGCCAAUGAUAGCAUUCCAUAUACGUUUAUGAGUGGAGCAGAUUUGGUAGAGCUUAUAAAGUUCCUUAUUUAUGCAAUCAAUCAUAGCCUAACGGAUAAUAUGGAAGAGUAUAUAAGUACGUUCAAGUACACAAAAUUGCUAAUGUACAAGAAUGACCUUUGCGAUGUCUAUAGAUUUGAGCUCUUGAACUUUAUUUCACAGGAUACAAUCCCAGUACAUUCUGAUUUAUACGAGUUUAACAAAACACUUUUGAAAAGGAUUGACUCUAUAUUUAUUGAUCAAAUCCAGGAUGAAAUAUCUGCGCCAGAUUCUACUAGAAUUAAAGACGAUUUAUCAAGAGAGUUGACAGAUUUGUAUUCCGAAGCAAAGAAUCUACUGCACAAUAGAUUGACCACUUACUGUAAAGAACGUAUUUUGAAUGUAAAUAGGGAUUUUGAAGCUUACAUUGCAAAUAUUGCUAUACCAUUAGCACCAAAUAAAUUGGAUAAACACUUGAGCGAUCAACGUAAAGUUUAUCAGGCAAAGCUGUUGGAAUCAAUAAAUGCGGGUGGAGCUCUCUACUCGGAUUUUGAAGCAUGCUCUCUCCAAAUAGCAGAGUUUAACAAGUAUAUUGAUGAAUAUAUUGUAAAAUUCAAGGAAAAGAAUGGUUCAGUCUUGGAAAAAAUGUUUGCAUCUGCAUGCAAUAACGCUUUAACGCAGUACAAGAUUAACUGUGAUUUCUCAAAGGUGGAAAACUAUCGCAAAAGUUUUAGCAACUUUAAAAAAUUGUCAGCAGACUGGAAAAUGAAUUCGAUCAAUAAAUUUAAUGAGGAAUUGGCCGAAUUCAUACAUGUAGAAUAUCUCCACUAUACACACCUCUCAGAAUUACAAAAAGGCUUGGACAAACUCGAGCAACACUCACUUUCACAGUGGAAUAGCAUCUGCAUAAGAGAGAUAAAUGCGAUUUCUGAAAAAUACAAAAACGCAUUUAGAGGCAUAGUCUCUGAUCAUAUCACAUUACCAUCAAGUCCAGAUGUUAUAAAUGUACUUACUCUCUACAUUAGGCUCUCCGCAACAGUUGAAAUUAGUGAAUUGUAUUGUGCAGAUUCUGAUGUGUUCAGAGAUCAUUACAAGAGUUUUAUGUCGAGUAUUAAGGACUUUGUUGAUGAUUUGUACAGGGAAAACUACCAAGUCAUUCUAGGGAUUCUUGAAAAGAAGUUUGAAGAACUCGAAAAGCAGCUUGAGGGCCUUGUGCAUUCCUACAAUAUUUGGUACAACUUUAGCACAUUUUCUUAUAAACUAGCCCUGGAUAAUAUUUCUAGUGAAGAUGUCGAGAAUUUGGUCAAAAAUUCCUCUCAACAGAAUCUUAGAAAUAAACUAAAUCUCUCACACCUCUAUGCAUCUCAAGCCAAGCUUUCCAGGGUCAUGCAAAAUGAUUUAAACUUUCUUCAAGAGUUUAAACAGGGAAAGGAUGUACAGGUGGAAACUGAAAUGUUUAUAAAAAAUAUUGCAAAACAUUGGAUAAAAACCAGGGUAACUAAAAAGUUUAAGCCUAUAUUUAAAGAAAAGAAAAUGUUUGCAAUGAAAAUUGUACUAGGGAUAUCAAUGAUACUUUUUUCCAUAAUAGGCCUUGCCUUUUACAAGAACAAGGACCAAUUUUUGGCAUGUUUAUCAGUGUUUGUCUUGGGGUUAUCCACGCUUGUGGGAUACAAGACAAUAGUUGUAAGAACAUCACAUAUAGUUAACCGUUGCUCAUGUGUUGUGUUUGGCUGGAUCGCAAAGCUGCUCGAGAGGUUUGGAGCAGGAUAUGUUUUUACAAUAGGAUUUACGAGUGCCAUUGUCCUUUUGGCGUUGUUUUUGUUUUAUAUCGUCCGACCGUUUAAUAGGUUGUUGAAUAGAAUCGGGGACAGAAACUCAAAGUCCUAUGUACGUAUGUAA
Molecule: messenger RNA, 3420 nt
Organism: Theileria equi strain WA
Lineage: Eukaryota; Apicomplexa; Aconoidasida; Piroplasmida; Theileriidae
Exons: 1
Coding region: 1-3420 (1139 amino acids)
Molecular function (GO): GTPase activity; GTP binding
Source: RefSeq, a predicted model, not a curated record